AUGAAUCAAAUUGAUACGAUCCCUAUGACUGACGAAAACGUUAUUAUUAAAGCAAAGUACGUUGUUUAUGGUGAAUCAAUUGCUCGUAAACUUGUUGUUAGCAAAGAUAUUAAAUUAGAAGAGUUAGAAUAUAAGUUGCGUGAACGUUUCAAUGUAAACUAUGACAGAGGAGUUGAAAUAUAUUAUAUAGACGAUGAUAACGACCAUAUUAUUAUUACUUUUGAAGAUGAAUUGGCAUUGGCAUUGGAAUCUUCAAAGUUGCCAGUAUUUGGAUUAACCAUUAAACCAAAGAACUUUGAUAAAGUUUGUACUUACCCGCGUCUUGUAAAAGGCAAAAUUGGAGAACUUAUUGAAGUUUUAAUUGAAUCACGAUGGCUUACAACUAGCAAUGCAACAAGAGAAGACACUAUUGCUUGGGGAACUGAUAUUUUUACCGAUGAUUCAGAUAUUUUAAAAGCUGUAACUCAUUCGGAAAAAGUAGAUUUAACUGACAUACCGCCUCGACAUGAUUUAAUUGUAACCAUACGUUUCCUCCCUGGAUGUCUUAAAUAUUCCGGUUCAGCACGUCAAGGAAUAAAUACAUUGAGUUAUGGCCCUCAUGAAUCAAGUUACAUUAUUGAAGAAGUUAGAAUUAUUCCUAUUUCCAACGAAAAAUCUGAACAUCAUCGUUAUUAUGAUCAACAUUAUGAUACAGCUUCGUAUUAA
Dentiscutata erythropus is the source of this 705-nucleotide messenger RNA. NCBI's taxonomy places the organism in Eukaryota, Fungi, Glomeromycota, Glomeromycetes, Diversisporales, Gigasporaceae. The record is from the annotation of a GenBank genome assembly.